Messenger RNA from Asparagus officinalis (garden asparagus), 1381 nucleotides. RefSeq names its product probable LRR receptor-like serine/threonine-protein kinase At3g47570. The coding region runs from base 22 to 1227 and encodes 401 amino acids. The record is from RefSeq and is a predicted model, not a curated record. Lineage: Eukaryota; Viridiplantae; Streptophyta; Magnoliopsida; Asparagales; Asparagaceae. Gene Ontology annotation, molecular function: ATP binding; protein kinase activity. The transcript has 3 exons. Gene Ontology annotation, biological process: protein phosphorylation.
CUUUGUGGAGGGAACCCAGAGAUGCAUCUGCCAGCUUGCCCUUCUGAACCCUUUAACAAGAAACAUCACUCGCGUACAGUAUUAGUGAUCUGCGGGAGUACUAUUUUAUUUAUAUUUGUGAUUCUUCUUUUCUGUUUCCUCGUAGUCCGAUGCCGUCGAAAAGGUUCAAGAAGAAAAUCUCUUGACUCAUCACCCACAAUUGAGCAAAAUGUGCAGGUCACUUAUGGUGAUCUAGUGAGAGCCACAGAUGGAUUUUCUGAGAGCAAUAUAAUUGGGACUGGUAGUUUUGGUACGGUAUAUAAAGGACUACUCGAUGGUGAAGGUAGGAAAGUUGUUGCUGUAAAGGUAUUGAACCUUCAAAUACAAGGAGCAUCGAGGACGUUUAUAGCAGAAUGUGAUGCUGUGAAAAACAUCCGGCAUCGGAAUCUUCUCAAGAUCAUUACAGUAUGUUCAAGUGUAGAUUUCAAAGGUAAUGACUUCAAAGCUGUAGUUUUUGAGUUCAUGGAAAAUGGAAGUUUAGAUGAUUGGUUGCAUCCCAAAGCAAAUGAGCAGUCCAAACCAAAGAAAUUAGACCUUACGGCAAGGUUAGAUAUAGCUAUUGACGUAGCUUAUGCUUUAGAUUAUCUCCACCAUCAAUGUGGCAAACCAAUUGUUCACUGUGAUCUGAAGCCAAGCAACAUUCUUCUGGAUGAUAAUAUUACUGCUCAUGUCGGUGACUUUGGGUUAGCCAAGUUUCUCAAAAAGGUUACCUCUCAAUACUCAACAAGUUCAGUUGGUCUCAGAGGAACUAUCGGGUAUAUUGCUCCAGAGUACGGAAUGGGGAAUGAAGUUUCAACUUGUGGAGAUGUGUAUAGCUAUGGGAUCCUUUUACUUGAAAUGUUUACAGGAAAGAGACCCACUGAUGAUAUGUUUGUAGGAGGUCUUACUCUUUCUAUGUUUGUGAAGAUGGCAUUUCCUGAACAAAUCACAGAUGUCAUUGACACUCAUUUGCUCACACCAAGUGAUGAUGCUGAAAGCAUGAAUUAUGCAAGAGCAACCAACUGCAUUGCUUCAAUUCUUAGAAUUGGUAUCUCUUGCUCAAAUGAAUUACCAGCAGAGAGAAUGGAGACGGACAAAAUCAUCAAGGAACUGCAUAUUGUUAGAGAUAUGUUCUUGAGGAAUGGAAAUUAUGGCGAGAGACAGAGAGUACGGCAGAGUGGUGAAAGUCCAUCUACAAAUAUACACUGACAAACAUUGGACCGACAUUGUCUGCUCAAGCAAACUACUGUAGAGGAAUGGAGAUAGAGAAUGUAUUGAAGCAAACAAAUGGUAUCAGGAACAUAGAGAUUUAUAGCAACAAUAAGAGAGAUGAACAUGUUUUUGUAUAUGUUCUCAUAGUGGU